Messenger RNA from Capra hircus (goat), 2602 nucleotides. It is a transcript of the gene MAPK11, whose product is annotated as mitogen-activated protein kinase 11. The record is from RefSeq and is a predicted model, not a curated record. Gene Ontology annotation, biological process: protein phosphorylation; intracellular signal transduction. Gene Ontology annotation, cellular component: cytoplasm; nucleus. Gene Ontology annotation, molecular function: MAP kinase activity; ATP binding. The transcript is spliced from 12 exons. Bases 165 to 1820 code for a protein of 551 amino acids. NCBI's taxonomy places the organism in Eukaryota, Metazoa, Chordata, Mammalia, Artiodactyla, Bovidae.
CCUGCUUUCUGGUAUGUGCGGCUUUAUUCCCAGGAUCUGGAGGCUACUGGGAGGCCCCCUGGCCUGUGUCUCCACCUGGUGUACACCACUGCGGCUGAGAGGUCUCAGCAGGUUAGGUUUUCAAUCAUGAGGCACUUCUGGACAGGCCGCCGAUUUCAAGCCGCAUGAAACAAGAGUGGGUAUCUCCCACGUGGAAGGCACACAACUGGCACUCCUACCCCGAGGAGCACCGACACGGCUCUGUCCUAGUGGGAACUAGGAGAGGCAAAGACCGACGGGUGACCAGCAACCGCGAAGACUUUUCCUUCCAAGCUGCCGAGAACAGCCAGCCCAGGACCACACCCUGCUUGAUUGUUAGGGGCGUGACACAUCCUCUAAGUCAAGGGGCCCCCGUGACAGGGCCAGAUAGCAUUUUAGGAGGUUCCUCUGACCUCCCUAAAGGUUUCUUCCCUUCAGGGGGACGUGCAGCCAGUCAGAAGACCGGCGUGGGGCUGAGGAGGGGGUGGUCUGGACGUGUGGAGAGGAGACGCUCGGCCUACGACACACGGCUGCGCCAGAGGGUGGCGGUGAAGAAGCUGUCGCGGCCCUUCCAGUCUCUGAUCCACGCGCGGAGGACCUACCGGGAGCUGCGGCUGCUCAAACACCUGAAGCACGAGAACGUCAUCGGGCUGCUGGACGUGUUCACGCCUGCCACCUCCCUCGAGGAUUUCAGCGAAGUGUACCUGGUGACCACGCUGAUGGGCGCCGACCUGAACAACAUCGUCAAGUGCCAGGCGCUGAGUGACGAGCACGUGCAGUUCCUCGUGUACCAGCUGCUGCGCGGGCUAAAGUACAUCCACUCGGCCGGGAUCAUCCACCGGGACCUGAAGCCCAGCAACGUGGCCGUGAACGAGGACUGCGAGCUGCGGAUCCUGGACUUCGGACUGGCGCGCCAGGCAGAUGAGGAGAUGACUGGCUACGUGGCCACGCGGUGGUACAGGGCCCCCGAGAUCAUGCUAAACUGGAUGCACUACAGCCAGACAGUGGACAUCUGGUCCGUGGGCUGCAUCAUGGCUGAGCUGCUCCAGGGAAAGGCUCUCUUCCCCGGAAGUGACUACAUCGAUCAGCUGAAGCGUAUCAUGGAGGUGGUGGGCACACCCAGCCCUGAGGUUCUAGCAAAGAUAUCCUCAGAACAUCUGUGGACCUCCUGGGCAGGAUGCUGGUGCUGGACAGUGACCAGAGGGUCAGCGCAGCCGAGGCCCUGGCACAUGCUUACUUCAGCCAGUACCACGACCCGGAGGACGAGCCAGAGGCGGAGCCCUACGACGAGAGCAUGGAGGCCAAGGAGCGCACGGUGGAGGAGUGGAAGGAGCUCACCUACCAGGAAGUCGUCAGCUUCAAGCCCCCGGAGCCCCCGCAGCCACUGGGCAGCCUGGACGUUGAGCAGUGAUGGAAUGCUGCUGCCAGCCUCCCGACUGGGGCUCGAGAGGGGGCCUGAGCCCACCUGCCGCCAGGCCCCUGUGGGGGGCGCCUGCCUCGACGCCACCACAGCCAGUGGCACCCAGCCCUGGCCUGGGACCCCCGUCCUCGUGCUGCACCUUCUGGGGAACCUGCGCGUGUGUGGACGCCCGCACAGGCGUGAGCUGCGGGUGUGGGAGCCCAGGCAGAGCAUCCUGCACGUCCUUGUCCUCCUGCCCCCUCCCGAGGUCCCCUUUAGGGCCUCCCUGGGGGGACCUGGGUGCCGGAAGAGCACCCCCUGGGCAGUGUGUCCCAGACCUGGACCCCAGAGAGCUGGCUCUGUGGGGGCGGGGGUACAUACACUGGGGCUGGAGCUUCCCUGAGACAAAGGAGGGCCUAAAUGAUGGCUGGAGCUGUUCGGUCUGGAAGUGAGGGGCUCCCUUCAAAAGUGCUGAGGCUCACAGGGUCUUCCGUGGGGGCGCGGGAGUGGGGCGGCUGCCUGGGCCACGUGUCUGCCCAUGCUGUAGGCGGCGCUGUCCUGGAAUCCACGUCAGAGCAAACUGAGGCGUGUGUGUCUGAGGGCUCCUGAGAGCCGCGGUGUGACCAGCCGCAGGCCCAAGUGGGGGUGACUGUCCCGUUGCCUCCCCUGCCUUCAGUCCUCGAGGUGGGUGGGGCGCAAGGCUUUGCUAAGAGCCUGCUGGGCAGCGUGCAAGGAGCUCAGGUGGCCACGGGCAUCUCUGUGAGCAAAUCUCCUCUCCCCGUGGACGUGGGAGCUGCGGAAGGUUCCCGAGGCACGGGGGUCCGGGCCCGCUGAGGGGCUGGCAGGCUUGGGAGCUCCGGCCUCCAGGAGGUGGCCGUGAGUGUGGACGUGGGUCCUGGCCCUGAGUGGAUGGAAACCUCUGCCCGCCCUCUGGUUCUGUUGCCAGGACCUGGGGUGCCCUAGUCUGUGGGUCCGCCCUGUCCUCUGUCCUUCCAGAGCGGAGGGGACCCAGCGACCUCUGGGACAGGCCCCUGCUCCAGAUGUGUUGGGGGUGUGGGCCCGCCGUCAAGGGGCUUCCCUGCCAGGUGGUGACCUCUCACCCUGCAGGACCAGGGAGGUCUGAGUGUCAAGUGCCUGCAUGGGAGUUUUGCAAUAAAGGGGGUCCUGCCCCCCACUUGGCUCGUG